CAGGUAUAAGAGCUGAGCUCAGGUGAGCUGGCUCCUCCAUCCUGUCUCUGCAGCUGCCAGCAGGCAGAUCAUGAUCCAUCAGCUCCUGUGGGGCAGGCUAUAGGACAGACGACAGACUUCACUCACAGAAGGACCAGUGUACCAGGCACCAUGGGACAGUGUCGGUCAGCCAAUGCUGAGGAUGCCCAAGAAUUCAGUGAUGUAGAGAGGGCCAUUGAGACCCUCAUCAAGAACUUCCAUCAGUACUCUGUGGAGGGUGGAAGGGAAACACUGACCCCUGCUGAACUCCGAGACCUGGUUACCCAGCAGCUGCCGCACCUCAUGCCGAGCAACUGUGGGCUAGAAGAGAAGAUUGCCAACUUGGGUAACUGCAAUGACUCGAAACUGGAGUUUGGAAGCUUCUGGGAGCUGAUUGGAGAAGCAGCCAAGAGUGUGAAGAUGGAGGGCCCUGUGGCUCGAAGCUGAGGGUCUCUUCUUGGAACUUGUUGGGAUGUUGGGGGUAGGGGAUUUUAGAGGCCCUGAGCCUGGAAAUAAAACUUCUCUCCACCUGCACCACCCUCUUCCCCAGCCUGUACCUCUCCUCAUCUCUACAACAUUCAGGCUCAGGACAGCUUUCCCUGGGGGCUCUGAGCAGCUCAUGGGUCCAGAAGUCCUCAUCUCAGUAGAGCUCAGGGGGUGGGUUGGGACUGGAGAGGCUGUGCAGGGACCCUGGCAGGGUAAGGGCCAAGUGAUUUGGUAAUAAGGGAAGGGUAGAAAGGAACUGGGCUAUGGGAAGUGAUUGAAGAGUGGGGCUGGGGCUCUGGCUGGAUAUUUGGUCCUGAAAAGCGUGUGUGAGAAUCUAUGCCUUCUAAUCUUGUCCAACCUAAACUGUAGCUGUCUUCUCUGUACUAUCCUUGCUGCUCCCAGCUCUGCCCCAUCCUCCUUCCAGGGCCUGUUCCUGAGUAGAGGCAGGGGAAAUAGGAGCAGAGCUGCAAAAGAGGCUGAGGAGGGUGUGACUUCAUGACUUUGGGGUGAGAGGACCAGCUAGGUGCUUGGGCAUUUAUGGAUGAUAGUUAUUUUAUAUCAUUUGAUUAAUAAAAAUAUUGGAAAAAGUAAAA
Messenger RNA from Psammomys obesus (fat sand rat), 1097 nucleotides. It is a transcript of the gene S100a14, whose product is annotated as S100 calcium binding protein A14. The record is from RefSeq and is a predicted model, not a curated record. Gene Ontology annotation, cellular component: perinuclear region of cytoplasm. The transcript has 4 exons. Lineage: Eukaryota; Metazoa; Chordata; Mammalia; Rodentia; Muridae. Gene Ontology annotation, biological process: toll-like receptor 4 signaling pathway; response to lipopolysaccharide; positive regulation of monocyte chemotaxis. The coding region runs from base 151 to 465 and encodes 104 amino acids. Gene Ontology annotation, molecular function: chemokine receptor binding.